UAUUGACAAGACCUGGCAACAGAUUACCGAUGUUGUCGAAAAAGACUUAGAAGAAGUUAGAGAGUCGAUUGCCCCAUCCAAUGAUAUGUAUAUUAUUCUCGAUCAUACCAAAACAGUAAUGAUCACGAUCAUUGACGGUAGCUUAUCAUCUAAUGUUAGUGGAGGAGGUAGAGUAAGAAACAUCCUCAGAAGAGUGUUCGCUGUUCUCCAGAAGAACGACUGGUUAGAGGAAAUCGGAGAGAUGAAAGACCUCCUUGAACUUUUUGAGUACCACAACUGGAAGACAUUUUUGGAAAAUUUAAAGAAUACAAGAGCUUUGAUGAAAUUAUUUAGGUUGAAUAUGAUAGAUGGAGCAAUACUAAUGAAGCUAUGCAAGCUAACUUGAAGAAAAAGAAGAACCAAUUGACUAUUGAUGAUUGAGAUUUGUGCAUGAGUUCUUACGGAAUUCCAGCAGAUACAAUCUCUAAAAUUAAUUGCUUAGAAAUUCCCACCAAUUUAUAUUACUUCAUUGCUGAUAAGAAAAAGAGAUUGACAAAGGCUGCUCCUGUUAUCCUCUAUGAUAUUUCUCACCUAUAAGAGACUAGGAACCUUUAUUAUCAUAAUCACCACUUGUAUAAGUUUGAAGCAAACAUCAAGGAUGUUUGCUUGGAUGUUUAGGAGCAAAACUUUCAGAACAUUGUCAUCCUCAGCCAGAGUGCUUUCUAUCCAACUUCAGGAGGACAACUUCACGAUACAGGAGAACUCUUAAUUGGAGAAGAUAGAUAUGAAGUCAAAAAUAUUUAGAAAGUCGAGAAAUCAGUACUCCACUUCAUCAAACUAGAUUUCCCAGGAGAUAAGCAAGAUUACAUUGGAAAAGAUGUGAAAUGCGUAAUUGGUCAUAAGAGACUUAACCAAUUAAGAUCUAAUCAGACUGGUACUCAUAUUGUAUUAGCUUCAUACAGGAAGAUCUUGGCUAAAAUGUAUAGCAAAAUAGUGCUAAGAAGACCCUUGACAUGGCUCAUCUCGGUAUAACACAUUAUAAGUCUUUAACCAAAGAGCAGGAGCUUGCUAUUGAAAAUGAAGCUAACAGAAUUAUUUGUGCUAGUGCCAAUAUUAACAAGUAAACAAUGAGCAAGUCUGAUGCAGAGAAAGAGUUUGGUUUCAACCUUUACCAAGGAGGUAUUGUGUCAGAAAACUAGCUGAGAAUUGUCAACAUUGAAGGAGCCGAUACUAAAGCAUGCUGUAAAACUUAUUGUGGUAAUACCUCAGAAGUAGGAUGGAUCAAGAUGAUUAAUUCCAGAAGAAUUUCAGAUGGUAUAAUGGUCAGACUUUACUACAUUGCUAAUGAAAAAGAGAUAGAAGUUAUGAAUAGAUAAAUUAUUCUCCUUCAAGACGUUUGCGAACUCUUGGUAUUGACCAACCACAGAUUUUCCCUACUGCUGAGAGAUUCUUUGAAAACUACAAGAAGCUCAAUGCUCAAACCAACAAACAAGAUGGACAAAUUCUUGGACUUCAGAUGAAAGUAGUUUUGGAUGGAGCUGCUGAUAGACUAAUGACUGAUUCUGACCAUAGUAACCAAGAAUCUACUUCUCAAACAUUGUCAGUAUGCCUCCAAAGUCAAAGAGAAGGGAAAAUCAGUCAUCUUCAUUGGUCCCACCUUUAUCUUCUAUCUCUUUAGUAGCAAAAAAGUGAUUGACCUCAAGAAACUCGAAUAAUUGCUUAAAAAGACUAAUCCAGGUAGAUACAAAAUGAAGAAGCCAAAAAGGUCAUUUUCAAAGCCAAAGGACAAAAGAAGCCAACUCAGACUAAAGCUAUCCUUCAAAUCUCUAUCCCAGGAAUAAAGCUUGACGAGGAAGUCUUACAGAAAUAUUUAACUGAGAAGGAGUUUUCCACCUCCAAUGAAUUAUUUGUGAAAGGUUCAUAUUCUUCAAUUCCUAUUUUA
Messenger RNA from Moneuplotes crassus, 1921 nucleotides. The record is from the annotation of a GenBank genome assembly. NCBI's taxonomy places the organism in Eukaryota, Ciliophora, Spirotrichea, Euplotida, Euplotidae.